Aspergillus niger is the source of this 1095-nucleotide messenger RNA. RefSeq lists its product as uncharacterized. The transcript has 4 exons. NCBI's taxonomy places the organism in Eukaryota, Fungi, Ascomycota, Eurotiomycetes, Eurotiales, Aspergillaceae. The coding region runs from base 1 to 1095 and encodes 364 amino acids. Gene Ontology annotation, molecular function: hydrolase activity. The record is from RefSeq and is a predicted model, not a curated record.
AUGACACGCAACCUUGCAAAAGUACGCUUUCUUUUGACCCUCGUUCUCUGUGUCCUGCCACGGGCAGCUAUCAGAAUAUCGGCGGCUAUUUUUCGUGCGUUCUGGAAGGGAUUGCCGCUAGGAUCGUCCAUGUGGAAUGGGUUUGCUGGCGCCCUGAUCACCAACACACCCCCAGACCAGUUGCAAGCAGUCCUGCCAUCUACGCUAAAGACAUACGAAUCAUGGGUUCUAUCUCGUGGGGUUAGUCGUGCGGUGGAUGUCUUAGCAGCGGACAAUAGCACUCGUCUGCUUUGGAUAGGGCCAAGUAUAUCGGCGAAGGUACUUCUUUUCUUUCACGGUGGCGGAUACGUGCUGCCACUUUCUGAAGCGCACCUAGACUGGAUGGCAUAUCUACGGAACGAGGCAGCCAACGCUGGGGUGGAUAUGAGUGUGUGCAUUCUGGAAUAUGACUUGAUACCAACCAACCCAUAUCCCAGACAGUUGAAACAGGCAAUCUUCGCAAUACAGCGCCUAUUGGUUUCCGGGUAUAGACCUUCUGAUAUUGUCUUCGGAGGAGACUCCGCUGGAGGCCACCUGUCGCUUUCCCUCAUGGCCCAUCUCCACCGUCACUAUCAAUCCAAUGAGGUGAAAAAGAAUCUCAUUCACCUACAGAGCCCUGUUAAGGGAUGUUUCCUUGUAUCACCGCUAUCAUCCUUCGACUUCAGUACACCUUCCUACCAAAGGUGGUUCAGUGCCGAUAUUCUUACUCGCAAAGUUGUAGAUGAAUGGGGACGCUAUCUUGUCAAUAACUCUCCCUGGCACGAAGAGAUUUCUGCUGGAUAUGGCUGGGGAAUGGCCCUGGAUGUUCCAGAUAGCUGGUGGGAUGGUUUUACGGCUGUAGAUAGUAUCCUUGUGACCGGCGGCUACGAAGAGGUGUUCAGCGAUCAUAUUCAGCUGUUGGGUGAGACUUUGAAGACAAAAUGUAAGGGCAACGUGGCCCUGCACAUGAGUAAUGAAACCCACGACGGACCGCUUAUGGACUUUGAGGCUAGAAGACCGCCCAGUGAGACUACAAGGGCCAUCAGAGAUUUUAUUAUAGCUUGCUUUAAGGAUUAA